AUCAUCAUCAUCAUCAUUAUUAUUGCAAUCCUUCUGUAGGCUACAUGGAAUGAGUUCAAUGGGAUGCAAUGUGAAACAAUGUUAAAUGGCCUAUUGGUCAAGUGGUUAUUGCUGCUCAAUUUUGUACACACACACACACGCACACACACAACCUUAGGUUGUCCUCAUCCUGCUUUGAACACAGUUGUACAGCAUUUUAAGCACCAUCAGUUUGGGAAAAGCCUGCGCUGCACAAGUGACUGACCUACCGAAAUAAUUUUUAAUGCGCAUCCGAGGGUUUGGGGAUGUUGUCGCACACUAUACAAAAGGUUGUGGUGCUCAACCUGUUACUCUUCAGCUAAAUAAGGUGUUCCAGAGAGAAGUUGUAUGUUCCGUCGCAGGCAAAUGAAUCCAUAACACCGUGGACGUCAAUUCCGGUGUAAACAUACCAGUCGUGCAAAUAACUCGCUGAAGUCGCUGUAAGCUAUUUGUGGAGGUUUUUUUUAUUUGGUAAGUGAAAUCCACAUUUUCCUCUCGAGUUAAAUGUGUGCUGGCCUGUGCCAAGGCUAUAUAUGUAGGCCUAUUGGUGUUGUGUUGUGGCUAUGUUGUAAGAAUGUGAAAUUGAUAUAACAAGGUUUUUGCGCAAUAGCCGAAAAAGAGCAGAGAGCUAAACAACAAUGCGCUGUUACUGUAGUGCACUCUUGCGUUUUUUAAAUUCGUAAUAAGGAGGAAUGUAAGGAGGCUGCUGUAAAGAAUACAUCUGCAAUCCAAACUUGCCACACAAUCGCGGGAAACACGGCUAAGGUCGGGAGGCGUUAGAUCAGAAGCAGCAAAUGUGCGUCUGUCGUCUUGUCUGCAGUCAUUCAUUCAAGAUCAACAGAUUAACGCAAGUAACGAAGUCAUGUAAAUUUCAGUAACUGUUAUUGCGUUACUUGAUUUACACAAAUACUUUGUUACAUGCUUGUUACCACUAAAAGUAGUGGAAUUACAGUAAUGCAUUACUUUGUAACGGGUUACUUUCAGCACUGGUUGCGGGGCACAUUGACGUUAUCGAGCAAGCAGAGAUUUUCAUCAAUAUGAUCAGUCUUGAGUUUGGAUGUCAAGAAACGUUUGACUCGUGAUGUUUCAGUUUAGCUGCUGAUAUGGGCUCUGAGGCUCAGCUAAAUAUAUCUUUGUUAAAGUUGUAGAAUAUGAAGUCUUGGAAUUGGCUUCAAAGUCAGAAUGUCCUCUGUUGACGGGUCAUGUGAACAAGAGGGCAAUUGGAGGGGAAAAAGAGGGCAAUUGGAGGGAAUUGGGGGGGAAAAAUCAUUCGGCAGAAAUAAACUGUCUAGAAAUUGGCAUCCAAACAUGCGCUGUGUUAGACAUGGAUGUUUUACAAGCGGGCCAACUUGUUGCUCAAUCGAUGUCCCACAAUCCAUUGCAAAACUACGUGCUUCCACUGAUAAGGUUCCUUUUCAACAUGUCUUCUGGACAUUGUGGGUGGUCAGCAGCAAUCCUUGUCCAAAGUUCACCUGGUGUGAAUCAGACCCACUGCUGUGAUGACAUUAGUUAUGUGUGGCUGUGUGGUCUUGUUAUGUGUGUCUGUGGCUUUGUAAUCUGUGGAUCUGUGAAGCAAUAUGGCCUACUGUACAAUCAUAGCAAUUGUACAUACAAAAAUGCUCUCUCUGAUGUAUCCAGGGGAUGCAGUUAGACUGUUAGGGCAAACAGUGGACCAGCCAGACCCUUAUUAUUUUGAAAAUUGCGUAUUAAAGAAUGCAUUCCAAGAAGUUGCAGUAGUUUUCUCUGUAAUGAUUUUCUACAAAUUUGAAUUCUUGGAAGCAGUAACUCUUGCAUUAAGAUAUUUAUCCAAACAUAAUCGCUAUGGGCUUUCCUGCCCAGAGAAUCGAGGGGGUGUACAGAAACAACAUAGACGAUGUCGUACGGUUUCUAGACUCCAAGCAUAAAAAUCAUUAUAAAAUCUAUAAUCUAUGCGCUGAAAGAAAUUAUGAUGCUUCCAAAUUUAAUUGUCGUGUGGCCCAGUACCCUUUUGAGGACCAUAAUCCUCCACAGCUGGAGCUCAUUAAGCCCUUUUGUGAAGACCUUGACAAGUGGCUAAGCGAGGACGAUAAUCACGUAGCUGCCAUCCACUGCAAGGCGGGAAAAGGGCGCACCGGUGUGAUGAUAUGCGCGUACCUGCUGCACCGCGGCAAGUUCCUAAAGGCCCAGGAGGCACUGGACUUCUACGGCGAGGUUCGGACCAGAGAUAAGAAGGGAGUUACUAUCCCCAGCCAGAGGCGGUAUGUCCACUACUACAACUACCUGCUGAAGAACAACCUGGAGUACAAGCCCGUGGCGUUGCUCUUCCACAAGAUGGUUUUUGAGACCGUACCCAUGUUCAGUGGAGGCACCUGCAGGGAGACUGGUGUUAAAAACAAGAACGAGCAGAAUCCCCAUGGUUUCAGGAAAGGGAAUUGGCACUGGGAUCCCCAGUUUGUGGUCUACCAGCUGAAAGUGAAGAUCCACACUUCGAACCCCAUUCACACGCGACGCGAGGACAAGUACAUGAUCUUCGAGUUUCCUCAGCCUCUGCCUGUGUGUGGAGAUAUCAAGGUGGAAUUCUUCCAUAAGCAAAAUAAAAUGAUGAAGAAGGAGAAGAUGUUCCACUUCUGGGUGAACACGUUCUUCAUCCCUGGACCAGAGGAGAACUAUGAGAAGAUGGAGAACGGGGGUCUGGUGAAGGACCUGGACAGCCUCCCGCCGGCAGAGAAGGGCGAGAAUGACAGGGAUUACCUCAUCAUGCCGCUGACCAAGAAUGACCUUGACAAGGCCAACAAGGACAAGGCUAACAGAUACUUCUCGCCGAACUUCAAGGUGAAGCUGUACUUCACAAAGACGGUGGAAGAGCCGUCCAACUCUGAGGCCAGCACCUCCACGUCAGUCACGCCGGACGCUAGUGACAAUGAGCCGGACCAUUACCGAUACUCGGACACCACGGACUCUGACGCUGAUAACGAACCCUUCGACGAGGAGCAGCAGAUAACGAAAGUCUGAAUAUUUUUUAUGGGGGAAAUAACCGAAAAAUAAACAUGCAUACAAAGAGACAUAUAUACACACAAAAAAACCCUGAACGUUUGAAAAAAGGAGAAAACUUGAAUAUGAACUGAAAAAGCAAGUACCUUUUUUUUUUUUUUUUUUUUUUCUUUUCCAGACUGAGGUAGUUUGUCACAAGAAAAUGGCCACUGGUUUGUAGGGACAAUAAUCUCGACCAAUCACUCUUCAUUUCCUGCUUUUUUGGUUGUUUGUUUGUUUUCUUUUUACUUUUUGUCCCAUUUCGCUCAUGUGCAAGUAUGGACACCGGCUCUCAGUCAUAAAGGUUCACUAGCUAUUAUGUACAUAAUGUC
Alosa alosa (allis shad) is the source of this 3359-nucleotide messenger RNA. RefSeq names its product phosphatase and tensin homolog B (gene ptenb). The transcript has 10 exons. Gene Ontology annotation, cellular component: cytosol; cell projection; nucleus. The coding region runs from base 1840 to 3009 and encodes 389 amino acids. Gene Ontology annotation, molecular function: inositol-1,3,4,5-tetrakisphosphate 3-phosphatase activity; phosphatidylinositol-3,4,5-trisphosphate 3-phosphatase activity; protein tyrosine phosphatase activity. NCBI's taxonomy places the organism in Eukaryota, Metazoa, Chordata, Actinopteri, Clupeiformes, Clupeidae. Gene Ontology annotation, biological process: negative regulation of cell population proliferation; phosphatidylinositol 3-kinase/protein kinase B signal transduction; phosphatidylinositol dephosphorylation. The record is from RefSeq and is a predicted model, not a curated record.